Messenger RNA from Nicotiana tabacum (common tobacco), 2088 nucleotides. Its product is annotated as L-ascorbate oxidase homolog. The record is from RefSeq and is a predicted model, not a curated record. Lineage: Eukaryota; Viridiplantae; Streptophyta; Magnoliopsida; Solanales; Solanaceae. Gene Ontology annotation, molecular function: copper ion binding; oxidoreductase activity.
CUAAGUCCUUACUUCAUCAAUAUAUUUGUCCACUCUCACUGACAACUCACAAGCGCUACUUUUCUCCUUUCUUUUUCUCUACUGUUUUCCCUCCAGCUUUUCCAUUUUGGAGAAGAAGGGGAAGCAGAAAAGUACAUUUUCUUUUCAAGCAUUUCAAAAAGAAACACUAAAGUAACAGAAUGAGGGAGAAGAGCAAUGUUCAUUCUGCCAUUCUCACUAUCCUUGUGUUACUUACUCUACAAAGGGUAUAUUGUGACAAUCCUUACCGAUAUUACACUUGGAAAAUCACUUACGGAGACAUUUAUCCUUUGGGUGUCAAACAACAGGGGAUCUUGAUUAAUGGGCAGUUUCCAGGGCCACAGAUUGACUGUGUUACAAAUGACAAUUUGAUUAUCAGUGUCUACAACUACUUGAAUGAGCCUUUCCUCAUUUCUUGGAAUGGUUUACAACAAAGGAGAAACUCAUGGCAAAAUGGAGUUUAUGGCACAACUUGUCCAAUUCCACCUGGGAAAAACUUCACUUAUACCCUCCAAGCAAAAGACCAAAUAGGUAGUUAUUUCUACUUCCCAUCACUAGCAAUGCACAAGGCAGCAGGGGGAUAUGGUGCCAUCCGAGUCUAUAGUCGUCCUCGAAUUCCAGUACCUUUCCCUCCACCUGCUAAUGAUUUCACUGUACUAGCUGGAGACUUGUACAAGAGAAGUCACAGGCAACUGAAGUACAUUUUAGAUAGUGGUCAUAAUCUUCCUUUACCUGAUGGUCUUAUUAUCAAUGGUCGGGGAUGGAACGGAUACACAUUUACAGUUGAUCAAGGUAAGACGUACAGGUUCAGAAUAUCUAAUGUGGGGACUGCAACAUCAAUUAAUUUCAGAAUUCAAGGGCACACAAUGAAACUAGUUGAAGUUGAGGGAUCACAUACACUCCAAACCACCUACACUUCACUUGACAUCCAUUUAGGACAGUCUUAUUCAGUUUUAGUCACUGCUAACCAGCCUCCAAAGGACUACUAUGUCGUGGUUUCUUCACGCUUUACUAGACGAGUUCUAACCACCACUGCUGUUCUUCACUACAGCAACUCAUGGACACAAGUCUCUGGACCUGUCCCUGGAGGGCCUACUACUCAAAUUAAUUGGUCCAUUUACCAGGCCAGAUCUAUACGUUGGAAUCUAACUGCAAGUGGACCAAGGCCAAAUCCUCAAGGUUCUUAUCAUUAUGGGUUGAUCAAGCCUUCGCGUACAAUCAUUCUUGCCAACUCUGCCCCAUAUAUAAACGGCAAACAGAGAUAUGCUGUCAACAGUGUCUCGUAUGUUGAUCCGGACACACCAUUAAAGCUGGCUGAUUACUUCAAAAUUGGGGGAGUGUUCAACCUUGGUAGCAUCUCUGACCAGCCCUACAAUGGAAAUGGUUAUCUUGGAACCCCUGUUAUGGCUGCUAACUUCAGAUCUUACGUUGAGAUUGUUUUCCAAAAUUGGGAGAACAGUGUCCAGUCAUGGCACAUUGAUGGCUAUUCUUUCUUUGUUGUCGGUAUGAAUGGUGGACAAUGGACUCCAGCGAGCAGAUCGCACUACAACUUAAGGGACACGGUUGCACGUUGCACCACUCAGGUGUACCCCAAGUCAUGGACUGCAAUAUACAUGGCAUUGGAUAAUGUAGGAAUGUGGAACAUAAGGUCUGAGGAUUGGUCAAGGAGGUAUUUGGGACAGCAGUUCUACUUAAGAGUUUACUCCUCAUCAAAUUCUUGGAGAGAUGAACUUCCAAUACCAAAGAAUGCUCUCCUUUGUGGCCGAGCUAGACAUCACCGCACUAGGCCUCUUUGAAACAGUAAUAAUUCUAAUUUUCCGUCACGAGAGGGUGACCGGCUUAUAUCAGUGUAAACCAAGGGAAAGAUUUAAUCUGGGAAGAGUGAAGAAGCUGAGUUAUGAUUUAUGGUCUCUUCUUUUCUUUCUAUAUGAUAUGUAUCCUAUUUUCUAUUGUUGCAAUUGAUGGAAUGUAUCAUUUCACAUUUCAUUUUUUCCAAACUUUUGGUUAAAUGCCAAAAAGAUAAGCAGGGAAUAACUUCUUUACUUCAAAGGAAGAGUAUAUCUUUAUUUA